AGGUUUUCCUGAAUAAUUAAGCAAAAUUCAACCAUGCAUGCCCUCGUGGAGUGGAUUGAAGAGGAAAAAGUGAGCACGGUCAGUUUAACUCGUGUGAAAGAGCCUAGAAAAGACUUUGACCAGUACCAGGUCGGUGAAAUUGUGACUGCCAGCUGCCAUGGAUUUCCAGGGGUUCACAAGGCGAAGAUUCUUGCCAUUAAAGAGUCAUCAACAGAAGGAAAGAAAGAACUUGAGAAGUUAGCAGAGGAUUACAUUGCCCAGAAAAAUCAACAGACACAAAAAGCCACAGAAGUGACUGAACAGGGUAAUGACAACAAUGUUGGUGUGUCUUCCAGAGAUAAGCCAACAAAGAAAGGAAGAAAAAGUACUGCUAAGAAGGGAGAUACUCCAAAGAAAGCAAAGAAUCAAGGGAACAAAGAAGACAAAGCUGAAAAGGAGAAGAAAAGAGAAGAGAAUAAAAGAAAAAAAGAAAUCUCCCUUCAGAAAAAUGCUGAAUUUUUGCAGUCACUCGAUGUAUUUAAGCAGAAGGUUACUUCAUCAACCCAGCCAAUGAGGACCGCAGAAGAACAACAAAACCAUUCUAACUCACAUGCCCCCCAUCAGCAAUGGAGACAGGAGGCAGUUUGGAGUAACCCCCAGUCUGCAGCAUUCAGUUACGAUGCACCAGGCCAUCAUCCUUAUCAGGCUGCACAACCUUUCAGCUUUACCGGUAAUCCAGAGCAGAAUCAGAACAACGCAUUCCAUUAUGGGAAUCAGUACUCGUACAGCAGUCCAAGUCAUCAACCAUAUUCACAGCCUGACAGUACUUCUGCCAGUCCCUACUUCGCCCAUCAUGCAUCACCGUACCAUGGUUCAUUACCUGGAUUUCAUCAGGAACAGCAUUACAGUACUCCUGCUUCAAGUCAACAGCGAGGAUUCAAUGCUCCAGCCUCUGCUGACCAUGAUAAGACCUACCACCCAUUGCGACCAAACUUUUCCAAAUCAUAUCUCCCUGCUGCGAGUUCUCAACAAUCUGCUCAUGCUGAGUUGCCAGGAAGAACAUCUUCGGCUCAAGAUGGUGACCAAAUUCUGGAUGACUUUCUAGAAAGAACAGAUGGGAUGGACGAUUCAAAUGAGGAAAUCUCCCCUAUGAGUCCUGAGGAACCCUUGACUGCUGAAACCAAUGAAAGGGAAGAUUAUAAAGCUCUGCUAGAAGCAAAAGAACAGGAGCUCCAGCGUAUGAAGCAGAAACUGUCUAAAGCAGAAAAGGAGUUGGAAAAAUACAGAACUUCCCAUUCUCAGUCUAAACAGUCAGGCGAGUGGAAGACCCAAACAGAUGGCAUGCCAAGAGCAGGUGUUGUUCCUAAAGAAAUAGCUGAAAAUAAUGGAAUGAUGGAGUUGUUGCCGCAAAGAGGGAUUUAUGUCUAUCCCAAAGACAUCAGAAUAGCUGGGAAAAAAGAAAGUGGUACAGCAAUGGCCAGAUUCCUAAUGUCCAUCUUUUACACAAAUGAAGAGCUGAUAGAGAGAGGAAAUCUAAUGGGGAAAAAUGGAAAAAGAGGACUGGACAAGAAAAUUGUUGAUGCAAUCGUUGACUAUGCCACCAUCAAAGGAAAGGAUUCAGGGGCAGAAAUAAAGUACUCCAUGCGUACCAAAAUCAGUGCAAUGGUCAGCUCUAACCGGAAACGAAAUUCAACACUGUGAUGCAAUUUACUGAAUUGAAGACCACCGUUUAACUACUCAUUAACUUUUUUAUGAGGCCUAUAGACAUACCGAUUCUCCAAAUGGAAAAGACCUGACAUUUGAACUUUUUAAAAAGUUUCUUCUGAUAAUGUUUGCUGUGAUAUACAUAUUUUUAUUCACAUUUUGUGAUUUAAAAGUCUUUUUGUGAUGCAUGUUUUUUAUAUUUAUCACAAUUUAAUAUCAGUAUUGUUGUUUUGCUGUUUUUAACUGUAAUACAUGUUUAUGCUUGAGAUUUUAAGGACUGUGAUAUAUUUGAAUAAUGAAUUAACCUCAAGUGUGUUUAUGCUGAUAAAACUACUGAUGCAUUUUAAUAGUAGCUGAGUAAUUAAUAUAUUUAUUUUCCUAAAUGUUCUAUUUAUUUGCAUGUUGCAUGUUUGGCCUUUAGACUUGUUUUUGUUAAUUAGUAGCUAUGUUCAUUAAAUGGCAUUUUAAAUUAAUAGUAACUAUAUAGGAAGUACAUUUAAUUACUUGUUAUCUAUUUAGUUUAAUAGAAUGCUGUUUUAGUAUAUAUUAUAUGAUAUAAUUUGUCUGUCAAUAGUA
This is a messenger RNA of Magallana angulata, 2259 nucleotides long. RefSeq lists its product as uncharacterized. The coding region runs from base 34 to 1680 and encodes 548 amino acids. The transcript is spliced from 11 exons. Gene Ontology annotation, molecular function: DNA binding. Lineage: Eukaryota; Metazoa; Mollusca; Bivalvia; Ostreida; Ostreidae. The record is from RefSeq and is a predicted model, not a curated record.